AUGUCCAUGCCAGAGCAAUGCCAAUUGCAAUGCCGUGGCCCAUGGCGAAGCCGCAACCGCAACCGCGGCGGCGGCGGCGGCGGCAGUGGCAGUGGCGGACAGAGGAGAGGAGAGGAGAGACUCUGGUGCCGUCAACUUUGUAUAAAAUCGUGGUGCGCUCCUCCCGCGCCUCCUCCGCCUCCCUCGCCCGAGGCUUUUGACCGCGACUGCGACUGCGACUUCGACCGUGACCCGCUCCAGUCCGGUGAAUCUUAUUCUCCUGCCCAGUGCUCGUCCAGCUUCUUCUGGAACACUUCGUCCUCAUACUCCGUCCACCAUCCUCAUCGCGGGACUAGUCAAGCCAAACUACCCAAACCUUUUCCCCCUCCAAGCUCCUGA
Metarhizium album ARSEF 1941 is the source of this 378-nucleotide messenger RNA. RefSeq lists its product as uncharacterized. The record is from RefSeq and is a predicted model, not a curated record. NCBI's taxonomy places the organism in Eukaryota, Fungi, Ascomycota, Sordariomycetes, Hypocreales, Clavicipitaceae. The coding region runs from base 1 to 378 and encodes 125 amino acids. The transcript has a single exon.